UCAUAGCUGAUAUAAAAAGGCACCGCAAGCAAAGAAUGCACCGUUUACGGUAGUCUGUGAUUGCAGCAAAAGCUAUAUUUUUCGAUCCAUAGGUUCCGGUGAGAAUUGUCUAAACCAGUUUUAUGGCUCGACGCCGCAAAACAAAAUGUACUACUCAUGUGGCGCAGUCUACUAUGUAUAAUAUGCAGGUUUACGUUGAGAUAACCGUUUCUUUCGCACGGUAGCGCGUUAUUCUACAAAUAGUGAUUUCUUGUGGUUUAUAAUAAUUCUCGCCUCCAUGGAUUCUCCCUCCAUUAAGAUAGCGGUAAUUCAACCACCGGAUUCCACAGUAUCGCCAUGUAUCUGUACAGUAUUUGGCGUUGCCAUGCGCGACACGACAGUGGGAUUGUAUCAAAAGUGUGCGGUUUAAUGAGAAUGUGGGAAUGGAAAACGGCGCACGCUGCGAUGGAGACUCACCGUAAAUGGCGACCACGGAAGUUUUUGACGGCGAGCAAAGAGGAGAAAUUGACAAACAGCAUCAUCCCAAAGGAGGAUUCGGAUUGGCGUUUCGGCCUAUGGUGCUGCGGCUUCGUUUUGUAUCUGGCGCUCUAUCUCGCCGCUCCCCUGUUCUUACUCUUUCAUGCGGACUGGGCUAUCACUGCGACCGGGAAACCCUGUCAGCCGAAUACAAACGGCCUGAUUUCGUUUUCGGGAGGAACGAUAUCGGUCGACAAGAAUCCAGAGUUUCCUAAAAAGUUACCGGACAGGAUUUAUUUUCUGGGAAAAAGAAUAAUAGACCUUGAAUAUUUUCCAUCAAAGUCGCUGUUGAACGGCACCGAUGAGGAGCAGCUGAACAAUGACAUCCACCAACCGGCACGGCAAGAAGAUUUCAUGAGGAAGUGGUGCUUUCAGCUAGAAUGUAUGGAUAUGACGGAGCUCGGAUACUGUCCCCGCACUAACAUAACCGGAUGGGCGGAACCGGAGAUGCGACAGCGCGGCUAUCAAGCAGUCUUUCUUGCCGUCAUGUCGGUGAUAUUGCUGCUUGUGAUGAUAGCCACUCGACCUUUUAGCAACCACAACAAUGGGGAGGCUAGAUUUUUUCGCGUUGCCAUUCUCAUCGCCCACACCGUGGUUGUCGGAUUUACCAUCAAACUGUAUACUGAGUUCUUUCAAGAUUAUCCGUGGAACGCGUUUGCGCCCAAUAUCAGCCCUCCCCGUGAUCCGGCAUCCAAAUGGCCCUUUAUGUCUUAAAAGGACCUCCAAUUUCCUGAUUAUUUUGGUAGCCUUUCAAGCAUUCAAAAGUUUUACUUCAGAGUUUCAUAAAUUAACUCCCAUGCAGUUGGCAGAGUUCAGGUGUUGAUCAUGUUCUCCGUAAAACUGCAACUACAGUGCUCUAACACAAUUAUUAUCAUUAUCUCCCUGGGGCAGACAACCCAUUCUUGGAAUUCGACAAUACCAUUGAGCUUAUUUCAUUAGCGCUUACUGUGUUGGCAAAUUGCUUCGCUUAAACCGAACCUUAUGUAAUCACUUUGAGGAUUUUUCUCUUGCCCGAACUGAAUUUAAAUAGAUUUAAGCGGCAGAACAAAUGCAUAGAAUUUGACUUUCCACAAGGUUUUGGGGAUUCGAUAUCAUUUGAUAUGCGAUGAAGGGGCAUCCCCGAUAUAAUCUGUUUAAUAGCUGCAAGUGAAU
Molecule: messenger RNA, 1668 nt
Organism: Paramacrobiotus metropolitanus
Lineage: Eukaryota; Metazoa; Tardigrada; Eutardigrada; Parachela; Macrobiotidae
Exons: 3
Coding region: 337-1230 (297 amino acids)
Source: RefSeq, a predicted model, not a curated record